ACCAGGAAUCCAAUUGACACACAAAAAUAUAAAAUGAAAAUCCUUAUUGUGCUUUGCGCAUUGAUCGCCUGUGCCUCAGCUGGACUCAUUCGUAGCUCCGGUUGGAGCUCAAGUCCAUGGGGCAGUGGCGGCGGAUGGAACAGUGGUUGGAAUAGCGGAUGGUCCUCCCAACCGAAGGUUUUUAAAGUGAUCAAAAUUGGCGGCGGAGGCGGCGGUUGGGGCAAUGGUGGCGGCGGAUGGAGCAAUGGUGGCAGCGGAUGGACCAAUGGUGGCGGCGGAUGGAGCAACGGUUGGAGCAAUGGCGGUGGCGGUUGGACCAGUGAUGGCUGGUCAUCCGGUUCCUCGCUUGGUGGUGGCUGGUGGUGAUUCAAUCCUCGGAAAAUCUGAACAAAUACAAAAGGAAUUCCAUAAUGUUGUACCAUAUCUACAUAUAAAAAUUUUCCCACUCUGAAUUUCGCAAUGUUUUUCCAUUUUAUUAACUUCGUACCUACAUAUAUAUA
Molecule: messenger RNA, 500 nt
Organism: Drosophila willistoni
Lineage: Eukaryota; Metazoa; Arthropoda; Insecta; Diptera; Drosophilidae
Product: glycine-rich protein DC9.1
Exons: 1
Coding region: 34-366 (110 amino acids)
Source: RefSeq, a predicted model, not a curated record